UCUACCCAUCAUACGAAUUACGAGAACGAACAGACGAAUGAUUCAGAAUUCAAGAUAGGGCCUAACGUUAGUUUUCAGCUCUCUAUCUUGCUUACAAGAAAUUAAGGAUGGGAAUUCAGGGACUUCUCCCCUUCCUAAAGGAAGCAUCUGAGCCCAUUCACAUCAGGAAGUACAAAGGCUAUACCGUGGGCAUAGAUAGCUACUGCUGGAUACAUCGAGGAGCGGUUGCUUGUGCCACUCAGUUGGCAAAAGGAGAACCAGCUGAUCAUUAUGUGAGAUACUGCUUGAAGUAUGUGAACAUGUUGAGGGCGUUAGACAUCAAGCCAGUCAUGGUGUUUGACGGAAGGAAUCUACCGGCUAAAGCUGGAGUAGAGGACAGCAGGAGAGAACGGCGGGAGACCUAUAGUAAAAAGGGACGUCAGUUCCUGAGAGAGGGCAAGGCUAGUGAAGCCAGGGAUUGUUUUGUCAAAUGCAUCAAUGUCACACCAGAGAUGGCCUUGAAUGUCAUGAAGGCUGUGAGGAGUCUUGGUGUAGACUGCAUUGUAGCACCCUAUGAAGCUGAUGCACAGCUGGCCUAUCUAGAGAAAAAUGGCUUCGUCCAGGCUGUCAUCACAGAAGACUCCGAUCUCAUUGCAUUUGGCUGCAAGAAGGUGAUAGUCAAACUAGACUUGGCUGGUAACUGCAUGGAUGUGGACUCCUCACGCCUCAACGUAGCCAUGAAGAUUGGGGAGAAGUUCACACCAGAGAAGUUCCGCUACAUGUGCAUUGUUGCCGGCUGUGACUACCUGGCAUCGCUACCAGGGAUUGGUAUCGGCAAGGCUCGGAAACUCUUUCAACUCACAGCCAACCCUGAUAUCACCCAGGUGAUCAAGAGAAUGGCAACAACCCUGAAGAUGAAAUCAACAACAGUGACCCCUGAAUACCAGGAGGGAUUCGUGCAGGCUAACAACACAUUCCUCUAUCAGCUAGCUUUUGACCCCCAGAAGAAGAAGCUUCAACCUUUGACCCCAUAUUCCCCUGAGGUCACACCAGCAACACUGACCUAUGCUGGAAAAUAUGUUGAUGAGGUAAAGGCCUACCAAAUGGCAUUGGGUAACAUCAACUUUGACACCAUGGAAAGGAUAGCAGACUUUAAUCCCAUGGUUAACAAGCCCUAUGACAAGAAGACACCAAGGCACUUAUUGAGUAUCUGGCAUAAGGACUUCCAACCAGGUCCUGGACUAGGAUGCUUGAACCAGGACCAUAUAGAACGAGAAGUGACGAAGGGAAAAGAAAUAACUGUUGAAGUGAAGCAGAGAUUGAUCCAGAAAAAGAGACAGAGAGAUGAAGAAGAGGAGGUAGGAGCUCCAUCAGAUGUCCAGCUCUCCUCCAUGUAUACCACCACCAAGGGACAACUUGAUGGGAACCAAUGGAUGGAAUCACAAAGGGUCAUCCCUGAGACUCCAGACAAAGAUGUGGUAGAGGAGGAGAUGAAACCGUCCAAGAGGAAUCGCUUUGCUACCAAGCUCACGUCCAGGAACAGAGCUAAUAUAGUCAAUAGUGGAGAGGUGGUUACAAGCAGGUUUUUCCAGCCCAAGAAGCUGGACGUCUCAUCAGAGAAGCAGCAGCAGAUACCCAACGAUAAAAAGCUCAAGAUAGAGGAGAAAGAAAACCAAAGAGUCAGUAUGAACACUUCAGGACUCCUAGAAGGAAUUGUAGACAUAGAGAUGGAACAAGAGAAACAAUUCAAAAUGGAGGAUGAUGAUGAUGAUAUAGAGGAUGUGAUUGAGAUAAAGUUGAAGGAAACUGUUAGUGGUAGUCAGUCCCGGCAGACACAUGUCACAAAGAGUAUAGACGCAUUACAAAGGUUUCAGAGGUCAUCCUCUGCCUCUGUGCUUGUGAAAACUGAAAGGAAUCUUUCAUCUAGCUCACUCUCCAACUCUGUCAAACCUAGAACAGCCUUGUCAUCAACUCAUCAGUCAGAAGACAUUCCUGACUCACAGAAGAGUGUGAUAGAGAUUGAAUCGUCUCAGGAUUCUGUAUGCUCAACCAGGAGUGUUGAUACCUGCAGUCAGUCAUCGUCACUGUCCUCAAGCCAGAGACAAGGUACACCCCGUCCUCGCAGUGCCUUCUCUUGGAGCCGAAAGAAAGAGCUACAAGGCAAGGACAAGGACAGCAAACAGCCCACACAGGGAACCCUCAGUGGCUUUGUAUUCAAACCCACACAUCAGAGUAAACCUAUGCCGAGGCAGACUGCAGUAGGUGUCCAAGAUGGCAGUUUACAGGGCAACAGUCUGAGCAGGAGAGAUUCAUAUGAGAUGCCAUGUUCUCCUGUAUCACAGAAUUCCUCAUCGCAGCUCUUGAGGUUGUCUCUGACCUCGUCCAUUCCAGGCAGCAUGGACAUGCUAAGACUGGGUGAAGAUGUCACGUUCAUGGAUUCACAGAGCAGCAACUUAACCGAGAGCCAGAAUACCAGCUCCAUCACCCUCACCUCAGAUCAAACCUCUCAGCUCAUAGACAACACAGACUUAGAAGAUGUAUCACCACCAAUACCACCACUACCACAGCUACCACUCCAGAUACACCUAUCCAAUGGUGAGGAGGAGGAGGAGGAGAAGGGAGAGAUGAUGGAAGGAAUUAGAAGAACUGGGUUGUCUAGGAAGAGAAAGAAGACAUUCUCCUCUGAGGAGCAAUCUCCAGGUAAAAUCCCAAGUGAUGUUUCCAGCCCUGACACGGAUGAUGUAUCCCUCAACAGUUCCACCGCAUCAUCACCAUCCCCUGCACCAGCUUUAUCUUCUUCAUCGUUGCAAACCACCAAACAUUUUGGCAUGGCAACUGCAUCACAAUCCAACAAGGAUGCAGACAGUCUUCGGGUAGGAGGCAGAGGAGCUACAUCUUGCUACUUUGGUGGAGGAGAGAGGGAGAUGUCACAGGGCGUGGUCAGGAAGAAGGGGAUGAUGCAAGAAGAAGAGGAGUGGGAGAACACCCCACCGGGCAGAGGAGGGGUUUCCCCCUACAAGGGACGCAGGAAUAGAAAUCUGUCUGGCAAAAGACACAAUCAGGGACCCAAAGCUGCCUUCAUGAAUGAUGAAAAUCAACAGAACUCCUCCAACUCUGAGCCAAAGAAACAAUCAGCCUUCCUUGGGCAGUGUAAAGCAUCUGGUCUGUCCAAGAAGCGACGUUCCAGUGGUAAAGCCAAACCAGACGCUACUCCCAAGGGUCAAACCUCUCUUCUUGCUUUCAUGGCCAAACCAAAGACCAAGGACCCACUGAUCAGUCAGAAAGGGGUUUCCCCACUCUCACCAAACAGAGCCAACCUUUGCACAGACCUCACUCCAGAAACAGAAGGUAGUCUACUCUCCAGACAGGGGCGUGGAUUCACCACCAAGAGGCAUAUAUUUGAGUAAAUACUGCCCUCCAUCACUGCAAAUGAUUGAUCUUGUUGCAUCUCUUAUUGUUCAGUUAGUAUUGUUAUUAAAGUCCAGUACUCCAAAUUAAUCAUUAUAACAUGUAGUGUUUUUUUAAAGCUUCUACCAACCUUAAAUUUGUUAUGCAAGCUUUUAUCAUCAUUUAUACUUUAGAUUCAAUAAUGUGCUAUUGCUACCGGAAAUUCAACAUAUCUAGAUGGAUAGAAGACACAUUCCAGUGUAAAUUAUACAUAUAUAACCUGUUGAAAUUCAAACGUGCCAUUGUUUUACUGUAUAAAAUAGCCCUUUGAUUUCAAUGGACAUUGAGGUAAAUAAUAAUUAUCCUUGCUUAUAUAGUGCCUAACACUUACUUUAUCAGAAGUCUCUAAGCGCUCUACAAUAAUGCAGCAUAAUUACCCUGACUUUAGCAGUGCAGCUGUUACGCGCGCUGCGUUUCAAGGAAUACAAUCCUACCAGGUACCCAUUUACUUCACCUGGGUGGAGUGUGGCAAAUGUAGAUCAAUGUCUUGCCAAAGGACAUUAGUGUGGCGGCGGGACUCGAACCGCGGACCUUGUGAUCGACAGUCGGGUGACGUAUCCACUCGACCCCAACACCUCUAUGGCGCACAAAUACCGGUAUGUGAAACAUAGACUGAUUGCAAUGAAUUUAGCUUGUCACGUAAUUGUGACUAGCAUAUUGUGACAAUUUCAGGUGUAAUAUUUUCAUAGAUUUGUCUAUACCUCACUUUACAUUUAUUUUGUCCUUUUGAUUUUGAUUUGAUAUCACAGAGGGAAGACUUCAAAUAUGUAAAGUCAAAUAGUCUGCAAUGUCACAAUGUCACAUCAGGAUUCCUCCUUGUAUUCUUUCAUUGUGGAGAAGAAUCCAAGUCAUAUCAUUGAAUGCUACCUGUUUUACAUAAGGUUAUAUUCAUUAGUAUUCAAUAAAGUGUAAUUUUCCAUUACAUCUUCAUGUAUACUAUUUAUAUUUCCUUUAAGAAAUCACAAGUUAUUUGUGAAAUAUGCAUUCAACUAUGAAUGUGAUAUUAUACUGGAAGUAUUCACCUCAUUGAGAAAAUUCUCUUCAAUAUUCCAACGUCUGUCCUUUAAGACCUGAAACUUUUACAAAUUUUGGCCACUCAUUUACGUUUUUUACACAUGCCUGGUUUCUGAUUUUUCUGGAGCUUUCCCUGUAAACUUGCAGUCUAGUUUGGGCUAUAUCUUGCUUUGGAAUGCAAUCUUGUUUAAGUUUAAGGCUAAAAUCACUAUUUUUACAUCUUACAUUUUUAAAUUUUAAUGUCAUGGUUGUAGUUGUAGAUGCCGAGUAGUGAAGGUUUUUUGUGUAAUCUCAGCAAGGUAAAUCAAUUAUCUAUCAUAACAUGUGCCAAUACAAUCAAAAGUCCUACCCAAACUAUUAUUACUCCAUUGUUAAUGUAAUCAAUAUUAGUCACCUUACCAAGGUUUUGUAAAGG
Messenger RNA from Strongylocentrotus purpuratus (purple sea urchin), 4855 nucleotides. RefSeq names its product exonuclease 1 (gene exo1). The transcript has 16 exons. The record is from RefSeq and is a predicted model, not a curated record. Gene Ontology annotation, molecular function: DNA binding; 5'-flap endonuclease activity; 5'-3' DNA exonuclease activity. NCBI's taxonomy places the organism in Eukaryota, Metazoa, Echinodermata, Echinoidea, Camarodonta, Strongylocentrotidae. Gene Ontology annotation, biological process: DNA recombination; mismatch repair. Bases 108 to 3386 code for a protein of 1092 amino acids. Gene Ontology annotation, cellular component: nucleus.